AUAACAUUAGAUUAGUCUUGGCAUGUAACAAACAGCAAGGCUAGGUGCUGUGUGUUUACACUACUACACUGGUUUUGACACUUCACACUUAAUUUAAAGGAACUUGUUUUUGAAGAGCUUACAACAAUGCCUUUUUAUCCAGAAGUUACAGGAUGUAUAGUCCCUGAAGAGGAGUGAAUAUGCAAGGAAAUGAUAAUGACUGGAAUACUGUAUGUCUAGCACUUAACAUCAUGAACUGAAACAUUACAUCUAUGGUUGAUCAGUUGGAGAAAAGUGCAGGGUGUACAGGAAAUUCACUUCUUAACUUGGUCGUACCUUACCCAUCCACCACCAGCCCUCACCAAACAGCCUCAUGUGUCAGUCUUCAGACAAUAGCUUACUCACCAAUGAUGUGCUGGUGUCUGCUUAACGGUGCAACAACUGAAUAAGCUUGAAUAUUUUAAGAUGGAGCUAGACAAAGAAGAUGAUGCAGCCUCUCAGAAUGUGGAAGAACAAGAAGAAAAUGGAAAUGCACAUGAUGGUAUUACUGAAGAUGGCACAAUAGUUCUUAAUUUAUCUGAUGAGUGUUCAAUUGAAGAAGAGGUGCGUUUAUUCAUGCAGUCUCAGAAAAAGGUUGAACCUAAACGUCGGGCAGAAAUUACAUGGAAACGUAAGGUAGAAAUUUUAAAAGAAAUUGAGAAAUUACCUGGUAAAAUAUCUCACAGAGAAAUGGCAGUUCAUUUUGGGAUACCUCGCAAUACUCUUUUUAAUAUUCUGCGUGCAAGAGAUCGGAUUAUUGAGGCAUAUAAACGCAAUCCAAAUGGAAGAAGAAAAAGAUUAAGAUCAGGAAAAGCUCCUCAUGUUGAACAUGCAUUGUAUCAGUGGUAUAAAACUGCUAAAAAACAGAAGUUAGCCCUUUCAAAUAUUGUUUUGUUUGAAAAAGCCAGAGACCUCGCUGUUUCCCAAGGAAGCUAUAGUUUUAGACCAACUACUGGAUGGUUAGAGAGAUGGAAGAAACGGCAUAAUAUAACUUUUUCAGUUGAAGGAACGGGUGAAGGUGAUAAUGAAAAUGGUUGUGGUGAUGUUGAAGAAAGUGAUUCUGAAAAAGCAAUUGAUACAAGUGAUAUUAAAGAUGAAGAUGAUGAUCACGAAAUGGAAGAUGAUCAGGGCUCAGAACUAGAUGAUGAUGAUGAUGAUACUGCAUCACCUACAGCUCAGGAUAUUGGUAGCCUAUUACAAAUCAGCCUUCAGGAAACUGAUGACUUUGUGCGUCGAUCAGGAAAAGGAAUCAAAAGACGAACUUUAACAUUAAGGCAGAAAUUUGAAAUAGUGAAGGCAGUGGAGAGUCUACCUAUGAAGUGGAGCUUACGGGACAUGGCAUCUUUCUUUGAGGUACCCAAAACCACAAUGCUUCAUAUGAUGAAGAACAGGGACCUCAUUAUUAAGAAUUAUGUUAAUAGCCCUGAUAAAGAACGAAGACGGAACAAAAAGGGUAAAGCGCCUGAUAUUGAAGAUGCACUUUAUGUAUGGUACUUAAAAGUUAAAGAGAAAAAUUUACCUAUUACUGCUGGUAUAUUAAGGAAGAAGGCAAAAGCUAUUGCUUUGUCUCUUGGAAAACCAGAGUUUGUACCAACAGAAGGGUGGUUUGCUCGCUGGAAGAAACGGAAUAAUGUUACUUGUGGUCGUCCCAAACAGUAUGAUGGAACCGAGACACAAAAAGUGCAUCCAUCAGAAUAUGAUGAUGGUGAUAUGCAGUUAUUCCACACAGCAUAUGAAAAAGAGACUCGUACUUCUCUUUCACUAAGACAGAAAGUAGAAAUAAUCCAUCAGAUGGAAGCUGAACCUAAUGUUAAAUUAAGGGAGUGGGUUGAUAUGUAUAAUGUAUCCAAGUCUACACUCAGCAUAAUAAAGAAAAAUAAAGAAACAAUUCUUAAAGCAUUUUAUGGUGACCCAUCGGCAGAUCGGAAACGCAUGAGAAAAGGGUCGGCCUCGGAAGUAGAGGAAGCACUCUUUAAGUGGUACAAUGAAGUAAAAGAUCAGAAUGUCCCCCUAACAGGCCCCAUUCUUCGCCAGAAAGCCAAAGAGCUGGCAGAUAUAAUGGGAAAAGUUGACUUUAUCCCAACUUCUACCUGGUUGGACACUUGGAAGAGAAAACAUGGUUUAAGUGAGAACAAGGAGGUUCAGCAGCACACACCAACAAACCUUAACCAAAAUAGUGUUCAACCUUCCAAUGAAAACAAACAGCAAAAUCGCUUUCAGUUUAACACAGAACACCACAAUUCUGGCAACCACAUGGGUGUUAUGCAAAAUCCACCAGUUGUUCCUAAUACAAUGAAACCACCAGGAAAUCCUCAGACUAUGAAUAAUGCAUACCCAAGAGAUAUGUUUGGAUUUCCAGUUCCACCCUCGACACAGGAAGCCGUCAGCAAUUAUGAUGGUUUCCUCAGAGGCCCUGUGAACCCUUCAGAGGCAGUGGUCCAAGCUGGAACCAAUGUGGGACCACCUGGAGGGGGAGGUGGAGGAGGUCAACAGUUUUCUUCAGUUGCAGCUGCAAACAAAUUUUUAGGAUCACAUAUAUAUGGCUCCGAUCUCUCAGGUGGCAGAGAGAUGUUUGCCGGAAAUACCAUGAAUCGUGGGGUAAUCACAAGCUCCCGCGAUCAUACAGUAUCUGCACCCACACCUUCACAAGGAAACUAUUCUUCUGCAGAACGAAUUUUACAGCAAUAUAAAAUGGACAAUCAUCAACCAAAUAAUUUCCUACCUGCCCCAGAUGUAGUGACUGAAGGCUCUGUCCGUCGUGCCAUGAUGGAAAUUCGGAGGUACCUGGAACAGUCUCCAUACUCAGUAGAUUGGUCAGUUGUACACAACUUUGAAAUGGUACUUCAUACCAACAUUGCUGCAAGAAAUCAUUUGCCCCUGUAAAUAACAAUGUAAAAAUGUAAUGAGAUAAUUAUAUUUUGAAUUUGAGUGGUAUGCUGGCUGUGUUCAUAACAUGGAAAUAAUUCUGAUUAGGGCCUUGAAAUGCACAUAAAUGAGGUCUUACCAUAAUUAGACCUGGAUAAUUCAUAAUGAAUUUAAAUUAAUUUAUACAAGUACAGGGGGUAUUUAAAACACAAAAGCAGAUAAUUAUUGAAUUUUGUAUUUCUUCACAAUUAAAUAUUUCCAUCAUUUGGAAAUAGCUACCGGGGGUAAUUUAUUUUUUUACUCUUGAAACUGAAAAGGGUUGUUUUAAAAAAAAAAUUGUAUAAAGUGUACCAAUGAAGCUAAAACUUUGGGAAUCCUUUUUGCUAGAAGAAAGUGGCAUUCCUUAUUUUUUAGUACCCGGUAACACUGUGCUCAGUCAUGUUUUUGUAAAUGUUGUUAUUAUUGUACAUAGUUUUUUAAUAGAUUAAAGCUAUCACCAAGUAA
Molecule: messenger RNA, 3387 nt
Organism: Homarus americanus (American lobster)
Lineage: Eukaryota; Metazoa; Arthropoda; Malacostraca; Decapoda; Nephropidae
Exons: 3
Coding region: 445-2901 (818 amino acids)
Cellular component (GO): nucleus
Molecular function (GO): DNA binding
Source: RefSeq, a predicted model, not a curated record